AUACAAGUAUCGUCCAUUUAUACACAACAAAAAAGAUGGCGUCUACUGCUGCCGCAGGCGAACAGCCAUGGUACGUCUCGCUUUUGGGACUCGCAGAACAUUUUAGAACAUCAAAUCCUCCAAAUAUCAGAUUAUGCAUUCAUUGCUUACAGUCUAUUUUCAAAUUUAAUCCUCCACCUCACAUAGAAGCUCGUACUCAUCUGCAGCUAGGAAAUAUUCUCUUGACUCACGCAAAAAACUCAGACAUCGCAAGAACUCAUUUAGAACAAGCGUGGACGAUUUCAUCAACAAUUCCUCAUAUAGACGAUGUUCGAUUUGAAUCAGCUAGUGUACUUGCCCAAUUUUAUACAGAAAAACAGAACAUGUCUCACAAUGCAAAACCAAUACUACUCAAAGGUAUUGAUUUGUCUCAGCAAUCACCAUACUGGCAUUGCCGUUUGUUAUUUCAGCUUGCACAACUUCACACAGCAGAAAAAGAUUGGGUAGCAGCUAUGAACAUAAUGGGGAUAGGUGCUGAUUAUGCUCUUAAUGUCAGAUCGGAGUAUACUCGACUCCUGUUUAUGUUGAGCAGAGGCAUGAUUGGACUAAUAAGUAAAAAUAUACCAUGUGUGAAUGAUGCAAUGACCCAAGCUGGUCAGUUAAUAGAAUCCUUCUCAGGCAGCCCUCUACACAAAGAAUAUUUGAAGGUGUUUUUCUUAGUACUUCAAGUUUGUCAUUAUUUGAUGGCUGGACAGGUUAAAAGUGUGAAGCCAGUUUUGAAACUUUCUUAG
This is a messenger RNA of Physella acuta, 770 nucleotides long. RefSeq names its product MAU2 chromatid cohesion factor homolog. Gene Ontology annotation, biological process: mitotic sister chromatid cohesion. Gene Ontology annotation, molecular function: protein binding. NCBI's taxonomy places the organism in Eukaryota, Metazoa, Mollusca, Gastropoda, Physidae. The record is from RefSeq and is a predicted model, not a curated record.